UCCGAUUGGACCUGUUGGACGUUCAUUGUUGGUGUUGGUGUUGGUGUUCGUGUUCGUGUUUCAAACAUUCAACGUUCUUCCCAUCUCCAACAUCCAAUAGGGACUGCCGAAGAUUUAUAUGAUGAAUUAGUUGAAUGAACUUCAACAUUUUGAAUAUUUGGCCAAUAUGAUAUUGUCUUCGAGCACUACCCUUCAUCUACGUAGAAUCAGCCACAUGAAAGUUGUCUUUAACCGCUCAAUCCAGUUGUAAUUUUGGUGGGGGGAUGUUCCUCGAUUCGCUUUCGAACAAUUGCAGCUUCACUGGAACCACCAGGAUAAAUUUGACAAUCCUAGCCAAGGGGGAAUCUCUUAUGGUAUGUAUUCCUACUGGUCCUUAGAUAUUAGAACACAUACAACUCUUCGAUUUCACAACAUAUUUCACAAAACCAUUUUUGGUAAACAUUUCUCGCGGAGACACCACAUCCUUUUUGUUGCAAUGUAUACAUCGAUAUUUCUUCUGACGGAUAUUGGCCCUAGCGGCUCGUCUGUGCUCACCCAUGCGCUCUUCCUCAGACUACCUACCUACCUACCUACCUACCUACCUACCCAACUACCUACCUACCUACCUACCUAUGCUUAUCUUCAAUAUAUCCGUCACAUAAAUCUUUCGACGCCGCGAAAGCCUGGCAUACCAUCAUAUUGAGGGACCUCAAUUUUUCUUCAGAUGGAAGGUCAAAGGGAAAUUCUCUACAUACAACAUUCCUACUGGGGUUAGAUCAAGGGUCAAGAAGGUAAACUUUUGUGGUCAGGUAGGCCUGGCCAAAGGAGUCGUUAAAGACCUGUAUCUGGCAGACUUUGAAGAAAAUUGAAAAGCGAUGAAUGAAAAUUGUAGUGCAACUCUAGAAUGUAUGAUGGAGGCAUGAAAGGCGAUACAAGAUUUAUUACCAAUGAAAGUCUUAAUACCAUGGUCUCAUUCCCAAGUGCUUUCAGUCAUUCCUCAAAAGCUUGAGGAUGAAAAUCUGUAGUUCUUUGGGUGGCCUUCCUUACUUUCAGCA
This is a messenger RNA of Sclerotinia trifoliorum, 1034 nucleotides long. Lineage: Eukaryota; Fungi; Ascomycota; Leotiomycetes; Helotiales; Sclerotiniaceae. The record is from the annotation of a GenBank genome assembly.